This is a messenger RNA of Mangifera indica (mango), 1729 nucleotides long. Its product is annotated as proline dehydrogenase 2, mitochondrial-like. Gene Ontology annotation, molecular function: FAD binding; proline dehydrogenase activity. NCBI's taxonomy places the organism in Eukaryota, Viridiplantae, Streptophyta, Magnoliopsida, Sapindales, Anacardiaceae. Bases 147 to 1601 code for a protein of 484 amino acids. The record is from RefSeq and is a predicted model, not a curated record. The transcript is spliced from 4 exons. Gene Ontology annotation, cellular component: mitochondrion.
UUGACUUCCCUGUAUUUUAAUUUAAUUCCAGCUUACGCCUUAUAAAUUAUAUUUCUUCAUAUAUACCUCCUCGCAGUUGAAACAAAGAGCUAGAGAGAUUCCAAUAAGCCUAAGGAGAAAAGAAAGAAAAACAAAAGUUCCAUCUCAUGGCCAUUCGUUUCUUUCAACCAAAGCUCCUCCAAAACUUCCACCACUGGACAAGGCAGCUAAACUCUGCUUCCUCCUCCUUAACCGCCGUUUCGCCGCUGAAUUUCGUGGAGAAACACGACCACCACGACUACUUCUUUUCUUCUCCGCUCAACGUUCACGACCAUGAGAAGCUCUUCCGUUUGAUUUCAACUUCCAAGCUGUUACGCUCGCUCCUCAACCUCAACCUCGCCGCCUUCGAGCCCGUAGCUGAUCUCGGCAUGUGGGUUAUGAAUUCCAGGCUCAUGGACGUCAACAUCACGCGCGGAAUCAUCACCGGUUUUCUUAAACAUACGUUUUACGAACAUUACUGCGCCGGCGAAUCCAGUGCCGACGCCAAACGUUGCGUGCAGAAAGUUAACGAUGCGGGUUUGAGAGGGAUGUUGGUUUAUGCAGUGGAGCAUACGGAUGAUAAAAGUGAGUGCGAUCAGAAUUUGCAGAAGUUUUUGCAGAUUGUCGAAUCUGCAAAAUCCCUUGCUCCAUCUUCGGUGAGCUUCGUGGUUGUGAAGAUCUCUGCAAUUUGCUCCAUGAGUUUAUUGAAGAGAGUCAGUGACUUACUGAGAUGGCAACAGAAGGAUUCUUCUUUCAGUCUUCCAUGGAAGCUCAACGAUUUUCCAAUUUUCUCUGAUAUCAGCCCGCUGUACCACACGCUGGAGAGACCCGAACCGUUGACGCCAGAAGAAGAAACCGAACUUCGAUUGGGUUACGAGCGACUGUUAAAACUAUGCCAUGAAUGCCAGGAAGGAACUGUGCCAUUGGUAGUCGAUGCGGAGGACACGGUGGUUCAACCCGCCAUCGAUUAUUUGACAUACGCGUCUGCGAUUACAUACAAUAAGGUUGAUAAUCUGAUUGUUUACAACACAAUGCAAGCGUAUUUGAAGGAUGCGAAAGAGAGGUUGUUGUUGGCGACGGAGGCCGCCGGGAAAAUGGGAGUUCCAAUGGGGUUUAAGCUGGUGAGAGGAGCGUACAUGUCCAGUGAAAGUAAGAUUGCUUCUUGUUUAGGAUGUGAGUCUCCGAUUCACAACAGCAUCGAGGAGACGCACGCUUGCUACAAUGAUUGUGCUUCCUUUUUGCUCGGUAAGAUUGCCAAUGGUUCUGGUGCACUUGUUCUUGCAACCCACAACGUCAAAUCAGGGCAAAUGGCGGCAGCAAAGGCGAGGGAUUUGGGGAUCGAUAAGAAGAACUCGAGGCUUGAAUUUGCACAGCUAUAUGGAAUGUCAGAAGCUCUAUCAUUUGGACUGAGAAAUGCAGGGUUUAAAGUGAGCAAAUACAUGCCAUACGGACCCAUUGACAUGGUGAUUCCAUAUCUUCUGAGGAGGGCAGAGGAGAACAGGGGAUUUUUAUCUGCUUCAAACCUUGAUAGGCAACUCAUGAGCAAGGAACUGAAGAGAAGACUGAGUGCAGCACUAUUCUAAGUUGAAGAUGGACGUGCAGGUGAAGAAGAGGAUGGGAAAUUGCAAAUAUUUGUAAUUAAGUUGACAAGUUAGUAAAACUCUCCAGCAAUUUGCCCUUUUUAAAUAAUAAUUUCAUAUUUUAUGGUUCU